CGCGCAUCAGCAAUGUUCCCCUGCAUAGUUGCUUAGUCAGCAUCACACCGUCGCGAUUGCGAUUUAGCCGUUCGGCUACACAGCGUGGAUAGUCCAGUUGACCGUGCAGAUCUCGAUUCCGUUUUUUGUUACAGCAAAAGGGUGCGCCCCUGGAGCCGGGCUUCCUGGUAGUUCGGUGCAGCAAAGGGGCGGCGACCGGAUCCUCAGGAUGGUGGUCCUCCCGGGCAGAUCAAUUUGUCCAAGUGCUCCAAUCUGCUAGCAUUUGUACCCAGAUAUCACCCAACUGUCGCGUCUUAUAUUGUCCCCGCAGCAGUUGGUGCGGCAUGCUUUGAUCCCUCAUCCCUCCUUCCUUGGUUUGCAUCCCAGGCUAGCGUCGCGUCCACCAUGGUGCAAGAGUUGUCCAUUAUUAGCGUCAACCUCGCAUCGGUAUGCAUGGAGAGUUUCCUCUAUGGCAUCUUUGUCCUUCUCUUCGGCGUCUCGACCUACCUCCUCAUACGGCGGGGCGAGCGACAGCGCCAGAUGUCGACCAGCGGAGCUACCCGCCCAAUGUGGAAGACGCCAAUGUUCAUAGCAGCCAUGAUCAUGGCAUGCACCGUUACUGCUCAUUGGAUUUUGACGGUGGUUCGCCUGUUCGACGCGUUCGUGAAUUACGAGGGUGGGACUAAGCCGCUAGUUGCCUAUGGCGACCUGUCCUUCAGGACAGAAGUUGUUAAGACCGCCUUCCUGGUGAUGACGAUCCUGACUUCGGACAUUAUGAUUAUCUACCGAUUAUACAUCGUCUGGAGCUACAACUACUGGAUCGUCAUAUUUCCCAUGCUGACUUGGUGUGGACUGAUCGCCUGUGGAACGGGCGUGUGUUGGCAGUUUGCGGUGUACACCUUGGGGGAAGACGUUUUUGAGACUUCCGCUGGUCGAUGGAUCACAAGUGAUUGCGUAUUCACAUUCACGACAAACGUCUACUGCUCCAUCUUGAUUGCAUGGCGCGUAUGGCGCACAAGAAUACACACACAAUCAUACGGUGGAGCUAACAUCAUGGGCGCACUCGCAAUCAUCAUCGAAAGUGCCGCACUCCAAUCGAGCUGGAACCUCAUCUUCUUCAUCACCUAUCAAGUGAAGAGCAACAUCCAAUUCACGACCUGCGACCUCUGGGGCGUCAUCGCCGGGAUCUCCUUCAUGCUCAUCAACCUCCGCGUCUCGCUCGGCUGGGCCCAGAAGGCAAACCAGCAGACUUCCAGCCUCCCGCGCCUCUCUGCGCAAGGGCGCUCGAUGGUGAAUGAGCAGGGAUACGCGAUGCGCCCGCUCGCGGUGAACAUCACUCGCGUCGUCAACCAGGAAGAUGACUUUGGAUCGCCCAUCAAAAAGCAGGACCUCGAGAGCCAGGGCAGCGUCCUGCCUGUCUGACCGCUGCGCUAGCGUUCGUGCGUCGCUCCUAGAGAGCAUUGGGACUCUGCUGUAUCUACUGGUGUUACCAUACCGCGGCUGGAUUGGAAUUGACCUGGCCUCUGCAAACUACUCUGUAUAGAUUGUGCUAAUGAAGCUGGGAGUAUCCCUCCGUGCAUCCCUUCCCUAUAAUGAUGUUGGAGCCUGAUCUCGAUAUUGUGGGAAUUCGCUACACGACCAAUGACC
This is a messenger RNA of Laetiporus sulphureus 93-53, 1626 nucleotides long. RefSeq lists its product as uncharacterized. The record is from RefSeq and is a predicted model, not a curated record. The coding region runs from base 385 to 1401 and encodes 338 amino acids. The transcript is spliced from 7 exons. NCBI's taxonomy places the organism in Eukaryota, Fungi, Basidiomycota, Agaricomycetes, Polyporales, Laetiporaceae.